This is a messenger RNA of Centruroides sculpturatus (bark scorpion), 2940 nucleotides long. Its product is annotated as sodium- and chloride-dependent glycine transporter 1-like. The coding region runs from base 68 to 2083 and encodes 671 amino acids. Lineage: Eukaryota; Metazoa; Arthropoda; Arachnida; Scorpiones; Buthidae. The transcript has 12 exons. Gene Ontology annotation, cellular component: membrane. Gene Ontology annotation, biological process: sodium ion transmembrane transport. The record is from RefSeq and is a predicted model, not a curated record. Gene Ontology annotation, molecular function: L-proline transmembrane transporter activity.
AAAUAUUGUUUAUUUUAAUUAAAAACAGUCUAGACAUCAUAUAAAAGAUAAAAACUCCAAUGAUCCUAUGGAUGAUAGAAGUCUCUUGCCGAAAUUAGAGCCUUCUAAAGGUUGCACUAAUCAGGUAUCGAUCCCUCUUCCUCUCCCCGACGACACUCAGUCCACCUCCAGCGAAGGAAGCAGCCGAAAUGGAGAAAACUAUGAACGGGGAAAUUGGGGGAAACAAUUAGACUUCUUCCUUUCUUGCGUAGGCUAUGCCGUCGGAUUGGGAAAUGUUUGGAGAUUUCCUUAUCUUUGUUAUCGAAGCGGAGGAGGAGCAUUUUUAGUUCCCUAUAUCCUAUUCUUGGUUAUCUGUGGGAUGCCUUUGUUCUUCCUUGAAUUGAGCUUUGGCCAAUUUGCCAGUUUAGGCCCUGUAGCAAUAUGGAAAAUAUCACCAUUAUUUAAAGGUUUAGGCUAUGGUAUGGUGAUAAUAUCUGGAAUAGUGUGUAUUUAUUACAAUGUCAUUAUUGCCUGGACUCUAUACUACAUCUAUCAGUCAUUGACAUCUCUUUUGCCAUGGUCUACUUGUAAUAAUUGGUGGAAUACACCAAAUUGUGUCGAUCGUCAUUACGAUCCAACCGCGUCGUUAAAUAGCACCGGAAUUACGAAUAGUUCCGUACUGAUUAAUGGUACCGUCGCGGCUAAUGAGACGAUUAAGAAUUUCGAAGUCAAUAAUGAUAGAAUAACAUCUAGCGAAGAAUUUUGGGUAAAGUAUGUUUUACGACUGACAUCUGGUAUACAUGAUUUAGGAGAAGUCCAAUGGCCAUUGGUGCUUACUCUUUUUAUUGCUUGGGUAGUUGUUUUUCUAUGUCUAAUGAAAGGAGUCAAAUCAUCGGGAAAGGUGGUUUAUGUAUCUGCUACAUUCCCUUACAUUGUGUUAGUAAUUCUUCUUAUUCGUGGAGUCACUUUACCAGGAGCUUGGAAAGGAAUUGUGUUUUAUUUAACUCCUCGUUGGGAGCUUCUGAUGUCUUUCAAGGUCUGGGGCGAUGCUGCUACUCAAAUAUUUUAUUCUGUAGGUGCAGCUUGGGGUGCAGUUUUAACAAUGGCCAGCUACAAUAGAUUCAGUAAUAAUUGUUACAGAGAUUCUCUGCUUAUUCCAAUCAUUAACUGUUCUACCAGCAUCUUUGCUGGAUUGGUAGUAUUUUCUAUUAUUGGAUAUAUGUCAUAUGAAACCGGUAAACCAAUUGAAGAAGUAGUCUCUCAAGGCCCAGGAUUGGCUUUUGUGGUGUAUCCAGAGGCAGUCUCAAGAUUGCCUUUGUCACCACUAUGGGCCUUACUCUUCUUUUUCAUGCUCUUUACAAUUGGUUUAGAUAGUCAGCAGCUUUUGACCUUCCAAAGAAGAUAUGAAAUAACUGUGUUUUCCAGUUCCUAUAAUAGACCAAAAUUAUACAUAAAAAAAAAUUUUUUUUUACAUAUUUUCCCUUAUAUCAAAGGAUUGUACGAAGAAAUAGACAAAGAAACAAGAAAGAUCAACAUAAAACUCUCGCCAAAAUACGAAAAACUUUCGUGUAGAAUCAAAGCCAAACAAGCAACGAAGAAAAAGAAAAAACCGCAAGAAGAAACAAAAAACGUAGUAUACAAGACCCCUUGUAUCUGUAAUUCUACCAAGUUCUACACAGGAAAAACGAAACGAAAAUUAAAGGGUUUACUUAUCUUCAUUGUAAUCAACCACUCACCGGUUACAUACAAUGAUUAUGAAUAUCCCGAUUGGUCAAUUGCUUUGGGAUGGAUGAUGGCUGUUCUUCCUCUGAUUCCCAUUCCAUUAUUUGCUGGUAUCCAGAUUUACAAAUCUAAAGGAUCUCUGUCUCAGAGAAUUUUGGUUAAUUUGCGCCCGUCACCUGAAUGGGGACCGGCCACCGAAGAAAACCGUCUCUUAUACAAGAAGAGUCUGAGUAUCGUCUCUAGUAACUUUCGUCAGACACACGUCGCCGGUUUAAGUCACAGCGAAAGUCAGGUAUCUUGCGGGAAAGUUUCUAUGAAUACGGCAGAUGCUCUUCCGGCUCCAAGCGACGAUAUUCCUUUACAAUCCGAAAGUGUAGUAUAAUUAAGAACAUAGUCACGAGCGGAUAGACUGACUAUAAAACAUAGGGGAAGCAGGAAGAGAAGUUGGCAGGACAAAUAAUCUGCAGCAAGUACCCACGUCUGUCGGGAGCUCUUCGCCACAAUGCCCGGAGCAUAAAUUACUAGCUGUCUGGAGACUCCCGUGGCGAUCGACGAUGCGGCGAAAAGAAUCGCACGGUACGACGCAGUUUAAAGAUCUCAUACAGACUUUCAGUAUUCUAAAUUAAAAAACUGCAAGACAUGUUGCACAUUCCCGAUAAUUAUACAGAAUGCUUUUAUUGAAGGAAGGAAAGAAGAAAGCUGUGAUAAAACAUCAAUCAUAGUCGUCCAUAACAAAAAUAGAAAUUGUAAAUACUGGUCAUUUGUAUACUGUUUUUUCUUUUUGUUUCGUGCAUUUUCUCUCUUGUUUAUUUUUUUUAUAUACACCAUAUCAAAACUUGUAGUGUAUAAAUAUUAAUUUUUGUAACUUGCAAAAUGUUGGGCCAAGUGUUCUUUUUCAAAAACAUUCCUCUUCAUUGCUUGUUUUAUAGUAUUAUGAUAUUCAAAUUAUGGCUAUUAGUGAAACAACUUUGAUGGGAUUUUAUCAAUCAUGCAUCCUAGGUGGAAUAUAGACAAUCAAUAGAUUGGUAGGGUUUCUGAAUGAAACAGUAUUAUAGAUUUUAUAAGUACUGUAACAUUGAUUUUGUAGUAAAAUUGGCUAAAAGUGAAUUUGUAAUAAUAAAAAAAUUUGUACUGAAUUUUUUAUUUAAAACAAAUUCAUGAAGAUGAGACACACAAUUUGUGAUUUCUUUUUUUAAGUAUUUGUUCUGCAUAAUAAAAUUUUGUCUUAAGAUAGUCUAC